AUGUCAUCCGGCUUCACCAUCAACUCCAACCCGUUCGCCGAUGCCAACCCUCCCGACAUCACCGACAUCCGCAACCUCAAGAUCUAUGAGAGGGUUCCGGUUCGUCUCUCCCAGACGGACUCCUCCUACUACGCAUGGAAGACGUACUUCUCCCUCGUGUUCCGGGAGUACCACCUCAUCGAUCAUGUGGACGGCUCCGUCGACUCCGGCCUCAUCCCCGACAUCCAUGAAUGGUCCACCAUCGACACCACGCUCAUCCGGUGGUUCUUCCUCACCAUCUCGCCAGACCCGUUUCAGACGGUCGUCAAGGACGGUGAUGAAGCCCAAGCUGUGUGGACCAAGCUGAACAGGCUCUUCACCGACAAUCGUCUUAAACGUCUCGCUUUUUUACAGCAAGAGGUUUUUGGGUGCCACCGGGACAACUCCUCCGUCGACAACUAUUGUCGCCGCCUCAAGACUCUCGCUGACGAGCUCUGCAAUAUUGGCGCGAAGAUUGAUGAUGAUCUCCUCCUCAGCACGCUCAGCGCCAACCUCAACGAGGACUUCGGCAACGCCGCGGCAAACCUCACCCUCAUCCUCGAGCCCUCCUUCGCCAAGUUCGUUGCGUACCUCCGGCUGGAGGAGCGGCGAAUGAAGCAGGUGAAGGCGCGGGCCAUCCACACCGCUCUCGCCGCCGGCACCACCCGCAGGGGGCCCCCCGACCCCCCGCUGCUCCGGUCGCGACCCCUCAGCCGCGCCACCCGACGCAGUACUGCUGCCGAAGCAGCAGCCACCACCGCUGCCUCUCCCGCUGAGCUCUAA
Messenger RNA from Aegilops tauschii subsp. strangulata, 801 nucleotides. RefSeq lists its product as uncharacterized. NCBI's taxonomy places the organism in Eukaryota, Viridiplantae, Streptophyta, Magnoliopsida, Poales, Poaceae. The record is from RefSeq and is a predicted model, not a curated record.